UGCAAAGUUAUGUCGUGGUGCCUAAUUGAAAGUGACCCGGGUGUUUUUACUAAAAUUAUUAGUAAACUUGGUUGCACAGGAAUUCAGGUAGAAGAACUUCACAGUUUACAAGAUGAAGAUCUAGCCGCCUUGUAUCCAAUUUAUGGUCUUAUUUUUUUGUUCAAAUGGAAUCAAUGUAUUACACCUAACGAGGGUAUUUACCCGAACUCUGACAAUGAAAUUUAUUUUGCUCGGCAGGUUAUUACAAACGCUUGCGCCACACAAGCAAUUCUCUCCGUUUUGUUAAAUUCUAAAGAUAUCGAAAUUGGGUCUUUUCUUAGAGAAUUUAAAGACUUUACUAAAGAUUUCUCCCCAGAGUUGAAAGGCACGGCUAUUGGGGACGAAAGGAUUCGUAGAAUUCACAACAGUUUUGCAAGGCCAGAAUUUAUGCUAGUUGAAGGUGUAGAAAGUAGCGGGGCCAAGGAAGCCUCCUUUCACUUUACCGCUUAUGUCCCCAUCAAUGGGAGAGUUUUUGAACUAGACGGCCUGAAAUCAGGGCCGUACGUUGUAGGAGAGUGCGGAGAAGACUGGACUAAAGUUGCUCGUGAAGCAAUUAGCAAAAAAAUGGCAAGCUUUUCAAUGAAGGAGUUAAGAUUUAACUUAAUGGCAAUCGUUAAAAAUCAAAAGGAUCAGUUCUCUAAAAAGCUUAGCGAAUUACUUAAAAGGGAGGCAAAAACCCCUGAGAUAGAAGCGGAGAUCAUAGAACUUCAAAAACGCAUAGAACAGGAAGAACACAAAAUUGAACGUUAUAAAAAGGAAAAUGAAUUGCGACAGCAUAAUUUUGUGCCCUUUAUAAUCAAGUUUUUGCAGUGCCUAGUAAAAAAGGGGGAGUUUGGUGCUCUCUUCAAACAAGUAAAAAAAUAG
Molecule: messenger RNA, 903 nt
Organism: Zophobas morio
Lineage: Eukaryota; Metazoa; Arthropoda; Insecta; Coleoptera; Tenebrionidae
Product: ubiquitin carboxyl-terminal hydrolase isozyme L5-like
Exons: 10
Coding region: 10-903 (297 amino acids)
Biological process (GO): protein deubiquitination; ubiquitin-dependent protein catabolic process
Cellular component (GO): cytoplasm
Molecular function (GO): cysteine-type deubiquitinase activity
Source: RefSeq, a predicted model, not a curated record